GUAAACAGUGCUUAUGCAGAAUUACACUCUUAUCAAAUCUAAAUGUGUAUUACAUGUAAUUAUAACAAUAACCGAAAUAAAAAAAUGGCAGGAAUGUAAAACUAAUAUACAAUUACAAACUGUUUCUGGAAACAAUAGAGUAAUUUACCAUUUCCGAUGAAACGAAUUAUUUAAAAUUUGGUCUUACACUGUACAAUUUAGAUAAGAGUUAGAUAAAACAAGUGUGUUUAAAACUGAUGUGUUCUCCAUUUUGCAGUGUGUACUUUGUACAAUAUGCUUUAAAUAACGAAAUCGUGAACACUUAAUUCACAUUACAGGAUACUACUGCUUAAAGAUGUGUACACUUACCUGUCUGUCUUUUGUAGGAUUUUUGUUUUUAUAUUCUUUUUUAUUUAACUUUGUGAACGGUACACCACAGACAGCGCCGACAUUACCGCCAACAACACCGACAACAAGGCGGAUUACAACAACACCUAAAAUCACAUGUCAGCCAAGUGAAGUCGUGUUUAACAUUAGCGAUGACAAGCCGCCUGGCCACAAAGAAAAAAUCAAUAUUUCAUGUAAUAAUUGGGUCAACAAAAACGUGUCAUUCAACUUAGAAAUCACCUUCGAUGAAGACAGGUACUUUGCGGUUCAGUAUUUCCAGCGCUACAAUUACUUGCAAGUUACAGUUACGAAUACACUAAAGAAUAAUUACAACAGGCCUACACAUCUAAUAGUGAAGGAGGAGCCUUUUAGGAAUGUUACUUUGAACAGGAUACCAUUUUACAUAAAUGUGAUUGAAAUGAAUGACCCACCAUCUAUAUUUCCAUCGGAAUUGAUAACAUCGGUACAUGAAGAUGUGCCAGUAGGCUCUAUCAUUGGUUCUUUGAAUUUUGCUGAUCCGGAUAUGGGAGAACGGAGAGAAUGGGGAGAACUGGAGGUGUAUAGCAAAGAUAUACCCGAAGAACUAAGAAUAGACAGACUGACAAACAGUACUAUCCUGCUUAAGACGAAUGAAACAUUAGAUACCGCCAAAUACAGAACUUACAGUCAGACAAACAGCACGAUCGAAUUCCUUGUGGAACAAACAGAUGUAGGUCCAAUAAUAUAUUUUACAAUUGAGGUUAAAGAUAAGGCAGGACUUUCCUCUGCAGCAAUUGUUACCCUCACUAUCAUUGAUAUUGCUGACAAAAAUCCAGUAUGCACUGAACAAAUGAUCAGGAUCAAUACUACCAUAAAGAAAAUAGAUGAUGUAAUUACUAACCUUCAUGGAAACUGUGUGGGUGGAAAUUAUGUCAACAAAACAGUUUCAUUUUCUUUGCUACAUGAUAACUGCACUGCAUUUAGUGUGGCAACAUCUGGAGAUGUUAUAGUGCGAAACAAAAUUCCUGAUAAUACCCGGUCAUGUCUGCUUACUGUGCAAGCAGCUGACGAAGUUGUUCCAACAUUGACGACCAGCUUUGCCGUCAGUCUCAAUUACAGGUUUUGUCCAAAUGACACCGACUACAGGAAUAAAGAAUGGGGUUUCGGAAUUCCAGGGAAAUACACAGACCAACGCUGUCCUCCGGGGUUUAAUGGAAGAAUAACAAGAUACUGUAAUGAAAAUGGAGAAUACCAGGAUCCAGUGUAUAACUGCACAAGCACGGCAAUAGCUGAUAUUUAUAAGAAGUUAAAACGGGAGGGUGACCGUGCCAAUGUAAUUGAGGCGUUGGACAAUCUGACAAUUUCUACAUCGGAAUCAAGUAGGAAUGAUACACUUUUGAUUGGAGACUUAAAUACAAUCAAUUCUACGCUGUCAAUCAUAACAGAUUUAAUCACAGUCAACACUUCAAAUGUUGAUCAUGUCACAGACUCCUUCAUGCAAACAGCCAGCAAUAUCCUUGAACUUAAGACAGCGCCUACAUGGAAAAUAAUGAUAAAUCAGACAGGUUCUGGAGCAGAAACUGUUCUACAUAAUAUUGAUCGUUUUGUGGAGAAAAUUGUGAGCACAACGAAUACAACUAUUGCCGUCCCAAAAUCCAACUUAUAUUUGAAGAUUGGUUCCGUUAAAGCUUGUGACAAAGAUAUCACAUUCCCUGACCGAGGCUCUGAUAAUGUUUCAGAAUGGGCAGUCACAACACAGGAUCAGAUAGUAAUUGGUUGUGGUGAUGAGACAGUCCAAUCUUACAGUGGUGUUAUGUAUAGAAAUUUAUCACAGAUUAUCCCCUCAACAACCAAUGACAACAGAUCUGCAGGCGUGCAACUGAAUGCACCAGUUAUGUCAUUUACAUACUUUCAAAGUAUUAAAAAACAACUUGACAGUCCAGUGGAAAUUACAUUUCAGUUAUAUAACAAUCAUUGGGAAAAUGCAACAUGUUCCUUCUGGGCGGAAACUAAAGGUUCGCAAGGCUUUUGGUCUGAAGAAGGUUGUCAGCAAAAAGUAGACAAUCAGAAUAAAGGCACGGUGGUUUGUGUCUGUGAGCACCUUACAAACUUUGCUGUGCUUAUGAGUCCAUCAUCACCGUCAAAGGUGCCUGAAGACCAUGCCACUGCACUGUCUAUAAUAUCGAUGACUGGCUGUAUAAUCUCGAUGAUAUGUCUUUUCCUGAAUGCAGCUCUCCAUAUAUACUUCUGGAGAGUCAUUAAGUCUGUCAGGUCCAUAAUCCACAUCAAUUUGUCGUGCUCCUUGUUCGUUGCAUACAUCCUGUUUCUUUCUGGUAUUGACAGAACGGAAAACAAGGAUGUUUGUACAGCAAUGGCAGUACUUCUUCAUUUGGUGUUUUUGAUUGUGUUCUUCGUCAUGCUGACUGAAGGAAUCAAUCUAGCUUACAUUGCUAUAAAACCACUCAAUACUCGCAAACCUUACACUCAACAACCUGGUAUACAUUUGUUGAUAGCAUCAUAUGUUCUCGCAGUUAUUAUUGUAGCAGUGUCAAUGGGAGUAACCAAGUUGGAAGGAUACGGGACUGAAAAUACAUGUUGGCUUUCUACGGAGACUGGACUGAUUUGGGCAUUCAUUGUACCCGUGCUAGUUGUUAUAGCGUUAAACAUCGUCACUGUUGCUAUAGUAAUUUGGAUAAUGUGUGGAACAGCUGCAAUAUCAAAGAAAUCAAGUAUGGGGCGAUUGAAGACUGCGUUGCGGUGUAUUUUGGUACUGACGCCAAUAAUGGGCUUGACAUGGGUGUUCGGCGCCUUUUCCAUCAAUGAGGACACUAUUGCUUUCCAGUACCUUUUCGCUAUCUUUAAUAGCCUGCAGGGUUUGCUUAUUUUUAUAUUCCACUGUUUGAUGAAUAAAAAGAUAAGAGAGACAUUAAGAAGAAAGAGGCCAAAAUGGCUAUCAUCCGACAGUACAGGCGCCUCUUCUUCUGAAAGACAAAAAAUGAAAACACAAGAUACAACAGACUUAUGAUCACAGUCCUGUGGAACAGUUUGGGGAAUAACUCAAUGAAGUACACUUUUAAGGACAACGAACAUCAAGUUGAAAUAUGGCUGGAAAUGUAAAAAAUGUUUUGUCUAUAUAAAUGCUUAUUAUAAGACUUGCUACAUUUAUUAAUAUACAUCAAUCAAGUUUCAUUUGAAUUAUCUUACUUACAUGACAUUUCAGAAACGCAUUAUUAUUAUUUUGUAUUACUCAGGAAGUUUAAUAGGAAAUGUCACUUGUUUUUUUCUAUCUUUUUGAAUUUUCACCCUUGCCCCAAUUUCCCCCAACACCGACCCUUUUAUCUACCCCUUACCCCUCCUCUCCCCUUUUUUCUCUAUUUUGCAUAUACCUAAAAUGUACUUGUUGGACUUUUGAAGCAACCCGUCUACAAUAUUUUCCCGUUACAGCUUCUUUUUGUUUGGGCCUACUUUACGAUGCAUGGCUCUAUGGCUGUGUUUGGGAUGCUAUGUGCUUCCGGAAAAUCUACCCUUACCUUUUAUCUUUGAUAAACCGCCCACAAGGAACAACAGGGCUAAAAACAAACAAAUACCAUUAAACGAGCCACUUGACGUAGUUAUUUGGUCUUUGAAAUACUUGUAUGGACCUCUUUCAAAUGUGUUCAAAUAGAUUCUCUUGAUCGCAUUUAGGGGCUAGAAUAGGUGUUUCAAAGCAUUGACUGUCUUUCGAUGAAGAUUAACAUAUACAUGUUUUGGUGAAAGUAGAACUCAUCUUUAAAUUUCUGUAUAUCUAAGAUCAAUUUGAUAAAUCAUAAAAUUUCUAUUUGUUCCAUGUUAGACAUUCUUUAAAGUUAACUGUACUUGAUUCAAUUUUGUGUUAUUUUCUAAACCGUUGGAAUUAUGCAGUGUAUUCAGUAUUUCUGUAUGAUAAUAGAGUUCCACUUUGAAGAGGAGCUAGGUGGAAUGAGCCUGAGGGAAUUGCGCAUUGGCAUUUUCUCUCAUGAAUAGAGACACCUUAAACCUAGUCUGCUAUCAGCCUGCUAUCAGUCUACUUUGUUUGUUUUGUCAUUUCUUCCAAAGAAUCGUCUUAACGAUUUCCAUUUGUUUGUAAAUUUUUGUUUUCUAUUUGAUUUAAAAUAACAACAACAAAAAAGAAAUUCAUCUGAAGAUAUUAUAAAAAUCUGUAUUAUGGUCUAUUUGACUACAACUUUCCAUGCAUUAUUGAAAUGCUUCAUUCAAAAUUGAUUUUUAAUUUAACAUUCUAAUUUAGCGGUAUACGCGUGAAACAUGUGUAAAGGGUUUAUGACAUAACAGUUUUACAUUUACUGAAAAACAACUUUGUUGUCAUUUCGUAGUUUGAAAUAUUUCCGUGUAAUAAACUUUUCAAUUUUUAGACACUACAGUUUGUUUGUCAAUUUGUUGGUAAAAUAUUGUAAUGGUUUGAUAUCUAAACUAAAUUAGAGUGGUAGAAACUGGUAAGAUUGUAAUUUUGACCAGCUUUGUUAGAGAGAAACUGUUCUAAAUAAUUUGGUUUUUCAAAUAUCUUUCAUAAAAUAAGUCAAUAUCCGUUGUGUUUGGAAUUUGGAAAAGGUCAAAGCUUUAUUAAGCAAAAUAAGAGGUUUCUUCCUUCUGGAAAGUAUAUCUAAAAUGUACUUCGAACAGUUUCUCUCUGACCCCUCAGUGUGUUCUUUGCAUGUUAUAUACUCAUAGUAACUUAAAGGCGUACGCUAGAAUUCGGGGCGAAUUUUUUUCCAGUAAUAGAAUUUCUUCAAACUUUAGAUAUUGGAGGACAAUCAUCUAAGAAACAAAUAUAUGCAAUAAAAAUCAUUGGUCACCAGUACUGAAAAAGAGUUAUCUGUCCUUGAAAACGUCAUUUUCACAAAAAAUACCGAUUUCAAGGGCAUAUAACUUUUUUCAAUACCGGUGACAUAUGAUUUUUAUUGCAUAUUUUUGUUUCGUAGAUGAUUUUCCUUCAAUAUCCAAAGUUUGAAGAAAUUCUAUUAUUGGGAAAAUUUUCGCCCAUCACCUAUACAGUGAAUUCUAGCAUACGCCUUUAAGUUAAAUAUUUUUAGCCACCUGAGCACGAAGUGCUCAAGGGUGAGAUAUUGUGGUCAGUGAUUUUCCGGCGUCCGUCGUCGUCCGUCAACACUCCCCGCCUAAACCACCAGUCCAAUUUUAUUGAAACUUGACAGGGAUGUUCCUUGCAUAAUUCUCAUUAAAAUUGUUCAUAGAAUUGAAUUUCAUACAGAAGUCUGGUUGCUACGGCAACCGAAAGGAAAAUUUAAAAAGCUUCUUGUCCAAAACCACAGUAUCUAGGGCUUUGCUAUUUGGUAUGUGGCAUCAUCUAAUGGUCCUCUACCAAGUUUGUUCAAAUUAUCCCCCUAGGGUCAAAUAUGGCCCCGCUGGGGGGUUCGUUUUGAGGAGGCUGCGCUUUUGGUGCGUGGCAUUCCCUGUUUGAUAUUUUUCUUUGUUUUUUUACAUAGAUUUAUAUAGGGAAAAUCGUUUAUAAUCUUCUUGUCCAAAACCAUAAGGCCUAGGGCUUUGAUAUUUGGUAUGUAGCAUAAUCUAGUGGUCCUCUACCAAGAUUGUUCAAAUUAUUUCCCUAGGGUCAAAUAUAGCCCCGCCCCGGGGGUCACGUGGUUUUUAUAGACAUAUAUAGGGAACAAUUUUGAAAUCUUCUUGUCCAAAACCACAGGGCCUAGGGCUUUGAUAUUUUGUAUGUGACACCAUCUAGUGGUCCUGUACUAAGAUUGUUCAAAUUAUCUACCUAGGGUCAAAUAUGGCCCCGCCCUGGGGUUCACAUGGUUUACAUAGACUUAUAAAGGGAAAAACUUUGAAAAUCUUCUUGUCCAAAACAUCAGCGCCUAGGACUUUCAUAUUUGUAAUGUAGCAUCAUCUAGUGGUUCUCUACCAAGAUUGUUUAAAUUACCCCCUAAGGUCAAAUAUGGCCCCACUCCGGGGGUCACAUGGUUUUUAUAGACUUAUAUAGGGAAAAACUUUGAAAAUCUUCUUGUACAAAACCAUAAUAGCUAGGGCUUUGAUAUUUUGUAUGUAACAUCAUCUAGUGGUUCUCUACUAUAAAUAUUCAAAUUAUCCCCCCUAGGGUUAAAUAUGGCCCUGCCCCGGGGAUGACAUGGUUUAUGUAGGGAAAAUCUUUAAAAAUCUUCUUGUCCAAAACCUCAGGGCCUGGUGCUUUGAUAUUUGGUAUGUAGCAUUAUUUGAUAGUCCUCUACCAAGUUUGUUCAAAUUAUCUCCCUAGGGUCAAAUAUGGCCCCGCCCCGGGAGUCACAUGGUUAAUAUAGACUUAUAUAGGGAAAAACUUUGAAAAUCUU
This is a messenger RNA of Mercenaria mercenaria, 6671 nucleotides long. Its product is annotated as adhesion G protein-coupled receptor L3-like. Gene Ontology annotation, molecular function: calcium ion binding; G protein-coupled receptor activity. The record is from RefSeq and is a predicted model, not a curated record. The coding region runs from base 335 to 3370 and encodes 1011 amino acids. The transcript has 27 exons. NCBI's taxonomy places the organism in Eukaryota, Metazoa, Mollusca, Bivalvia, Venerida, Veneridae. Gene Ontology annotation, biological process: adenylate cyclase-activating G protein-coupled receptor signaling pathway; negative regulation of angiogenesis; homophilic cell-cell adhesion. Gene Ontology annotation, cellular component: membrane.